Messenger RNA from Panicum virgatum (switchgrass), 1196 nucleotides. RefSeq lists its product as uncharacterized. The transcript is spliced from 3 exons. Bases 175 to 951 code for a protein of 258 amino acids. The record is from RefSeq and is a predicted model, not a curated record. NCBI's taxonomy places the organism in Eukaryota, Viridiplantae, Streptophyta, Magnoliopsida, Poales, Poaceae.
CUCCGCACGGGUCGCCAUGUCCCUGCUGGCACCCAAUCUUUUUGUCGGCAACUCGUGAGCAUCCUCUUCCUCCUAGGAAGAAAUGUUACCAGAUCAACCUCCAGCUAGCGUGUGCGUUCCCACCAGCAGCAGGACCAAGCGCGCAAAAGGAACGAGGCGGGAGGGACGGUGGUGAUGCGUCAAUGGCGAAGUCGUCGUCGUCCACGCAUCGCCGUGGGUAUAAAUCUGCAGCUGCGCGCGCAGCAAGAGCGACACCAAGAACUUUCCCAUCAAAAAGAGCGAAAGCAAGAACAGUUGCUGGAAAUGGCGGGCGGCGGCGGCGGCGACAACUCUUCCUGGCCGAUGGCCCUCCGGAGCGCGGCCCACCCCCAGCACGAGCUGGCCUACCAACUCCUCCGCCGCGACCGCUGCGACCUCUGCGGCGGCACCAUCGCCGGCGAGUUCGGAUACCGCUGCGACGCCUGCAACUUCGACGCGCACGGCGGCUGCCUCCGGCCGGACCCCCGGACCCAGGCCCGGACCGCGCUGCCGGUCUUGCCCACGGCGAACGCCGGCCACAAGCCGCCGCCGCCACCGGUGGUGCAGCCCAGGCCCAGGCCGAACCCUUCAAGCUACGCCGCCCCAGCGCCGCCCAAGACACAGGUCAACCUGGCCUUGUCCGGCCACUUGGGCUUGCACCUGCACCAGCACGGCGCGCAGACCUCGGGCGCCAAUCAUCCUGCUGCAUUCAUGCACCAUCACUAUCCUGAGGCGCAGCACAACCAUGGUUAUUACGGGAACGGAGCAGGCCCCGGUGUCCCGGUGAGCUACAACCAUCAGCAACAAGACUACCCGGCCACCAACGACCAUGGAGGGUACAUGGAUGACUACAAUGGAUAUGCGGAUGACUACGACGAUGCAAGGGAUUUUGGAGAUGCAAGGGAUGAUGAUUACUACGAUGACUACUUCUAGACUUUUUUGUUCUCGCCCUGCACCCAGCCAUAUAGUUGUGAUUGAGCAAUGUUGUUGGACCUUCUACUAGUAAACCACUCGGGCUGGUGCCUGCCCUUGUGUAUAUGAAUGGACUUCGUAUGUGUAUCGUGCUAUACAUACAGCUCAUAUCAUAAUAUACAGAGCCUGUGCAAUAUGUCGGUAUAUCUAUUGUAAAAUUGAGGCGCCUUGGCUGUGUGCAGCGUAUAAGUAGUAUCUGUUUGCAA